Molecule: messenger RNA, 1726 nt
Organism: Ziziphus jujuba (common jujube)
Lineage: Eukaryota; Viridiplantae; Streptophyta; Magnoliopsida; Rosales; Rhamnaceae
Product: DNA repair protein RAD5B
Exons: 4
Coding region: 1047-1613 (188 amino acids)
Molecular function (GO): nucleic acid binding; hydrolase activity, acting on acid anhydrides, in phosphorus-containing anhydrides; zinc ion binding
Source: RefSeq, a predicted model, not a curated record
GCCAAAAUUCGCCCACUUUAAAAGCCAAAUUCUCAAAACCCCAUUUCGUCCCCUACAGUUUCCCUCCUAGUUUUCUCAGUUUCCCUCUUUCUUUCUCUCUCUGCUUCUCUGAAAACCAGAGAAGCUCAUGCUCUCAAACCUCUAGUUGCAUAUAUGAAUCCAAUAUUUCUGUAACCUUUUUCUUUUGUGGGUUUUGUAUUGUAUAUGAUUUUAACAAAUGGCAAUCGAUCACUUAAAAGAGGAACAGAGUUUCAAGAAGGUCCAGUCAUUUUUCGGUCCGGAAAUCCCAGAAUCGGAUAUUUUACGGGCGCUUUCGAAAUCCCACUACGACCCAGAUGCGGCAAUGAAGUUCAUCCUCAACAACGCUAAGCCUAUAACCACUAUGCGGACUGUCACUAGCACUGGUGCUCGGAUUUCAACCCAGAUAAAGCAAGAGGUCUCAAAUGAACAAGAAGAGAGCCAUUUGCUUCAUAGAUCGAAAUCGAUAAGCCCAAAGUCAAGAAUGGAGUUAAGAAUGGCGGAAUUCGAUGAGUUUGUUCGGGCUACGAGUGCAAAAAGUAAUGUCAACGGAAGAAUAUCUCGAUACCCAGAUGAAAGAAGAACUUGUUUGAGGAUCGGAGUAUGCUGAAUCGCUUUGUGGGUUGAGUGAAAAGAUUCGGGUCAAGGAGGAAAAUGGUAUUGAUAUCGAGAAUGACAAUGAGCAUCUGAACAAAAUAGGGGUCUUAACGAGUGAAGUUGGUCCUGAAGAUGAAUGUUUAAAUGCCCAAGUGAAACAACAGGAAUCAGUGGUGCUGGUGUCUGUAAAAGCUGAGCCGGUUAACGAGUACAAACCCACUGUGGCAGUAAAAGAAGAACAUGCUUCGAGGGUUGAGCAAAAGGUCUCUGUGAAUGAAGAAACGGUUAGUAAUCAACCGCGGCCAUUUGAUGAUUGUAAAGCGAUGCGUGAGAAGUUUAUGAAGAAUAGAGAACAAACAGGCUCGAAGAAACCCUCUGAUGUGAAGAAGGAAAGAGCUAAGAUCCAGUUUUGAAUUCUCUUCCAGUGGAGGAUGGGGACUUCCCUGAAGAGCCUGGUUGGUUUUUGGUGGGAAGAACAGUCGUCACUGCAAUUUCAACAAGCAAAGGUGGGAAAUUGGUGGACAAUGAGAUUGUCUAUUUUUCUUUUCCUACCUCAAUUGGCAAAUUCAACUCCAUUGUUCGCUUUGCAACAAAGCGAUUUGGGGAGUUUUCAGAUUGGUCGACUUCCAAUGGAGUGGACAAAAUGUGUUGUUCCUCUUGUAAAUUCUGGUAAGGUUGAACUUAAUGCGCGUUGUGUAGCUGCGCCACCAGUUCUCUUCAUGAUGCAAGACAUCAUGUUGUAUGUGAGCUUUUAUAUACACCAUUCAAUAUUUACGGAUGUUGACAUGUAUUCUUGGAAGCUAAAUGCUUCAAACAUCGACUCCACGGUUUAUCCUCUCCUCACUCUCUUCAGAUUGCUGAAAAUAAGACCGUAUCAGAACGCUGAGUUCACCCCAGAGGAACUUGAUUCUCGGAAGCGCCUACUAAAUUUAGAAGUAUGUGGAGCUACUCUCUUGUUCAUUUUACAUUUCUUCGACAUUAUAAUCUGCAUAGUUUAAAUGAAAUGCUCUUGCCUUUCGGUGUUAUAAAUGUUGAAUGAAUGAAUGUAUAACUUAUUCUUUCAAUUCUAUUUAUUUUACACCUCAUGAAUAAAUAAAUAAAUCAUUUUGAA